AUGAACGCCUCUUCUGAACUCUUUGUCAAGCUUCCCAACCGAGUACGUAUAUGUUACCAGACGUUCGGCGAUCCUUUAGACCCGGCCAUUAUUCUCAUUCCUGGCAACGCAAGCUCCAUGCUGUCAUGGCCCGAACCUCUAAUUGAGAAGCUGCAAUUAAGCGAAGACGGCAAGAGAUACUUUGUGAUACGCUAUGAUCCAAGAGACACUGGUCUGUCGCAGGAGUUUCCAGUCCCGGCAGGGUACUCUAUCGGGGACAUGGCGGAGGACGUGGAAUUACUUGCUGACCAUCUGAAUCUCACUGAUCCGGGCAAAGGCUUCCAUCUCGUUGGUGUUAGCAAAGGAGGUCCCGUAGCCUAUACUGUUUCUGCGCGUAAACCUCAACAAGUCAAAAGCCUCACGCUCAUGUUUACAUCUCCGGGUGUCAGUCCUGACCUACCCAUCAGAGGUGGACUUGAUCUAGGCUUCCAACCCAUGCUUACAGGUUUUCCGAAUGUGAAAGAGACUGCUAUCAAGUCUGGAAUGAAGAUGUAUGACGCCCUCACCACCCAACCAGAUGAAUCAGAAAGGAGGGAGGUCGAGGAUCUGGUUACACGAACCGUGGAGCGGGAGUACAAGCAUGGCACACUAUUCAGCAAGGGGCCGAAUCAUGGCUCUGCGUCACACGAGAAAGACGGCUGGCCAGGAGUAGAUACCCUCAAACAGGUCAAGUGCCCGACAACGGUUGUACAAGCUGCAAGGGACCAGACAUUUGGGGAGAUUCACGGCAAGGCCCUUGUUCAAGCCAUACCUUGCGAUGUGGAGUAUGUACUAUGGGACGACGUGGGUCACGAACUGCCAAGACGAGUUUGGGACCGGAUGGCUGCACUUGUUCAUGAGACCUGGGAGAGAGGUGAAUGCACAUAG
Fusarium poae is the source of this 906-nucleotide messenger RNA. RefSeq lists its product as uncharacterized. Gene Ontology annotation, biological process: glycerolipid catabolic process. Gene Ontology annotation, molecular function: triacylglycerol lipase activity. The transcript has 2 exons. The coding region runs from base 1 to 906 and encodes 301 amino acids. Lineage: Eukaryota; Fungi; Ascomycota; Sordariomycetes; Hypocreales; Nectriaceae. The record is from RefSeq and is a predicted model, not a curated record.